This is a messenger RNA of Monoraphidium neglectum, 1914 nucleotides long. Its product is annotated as flagellar associated protein. The record is from RefSeq and is a predicted model, not a curated record. Lineage: Eukaryota; Viridiplantae; Chlorophyta; Chlorophyceae; Sphaeropleales; Selenastraceae. Bases 1 to 1914 code for a protein of 637 amino acids. The transcript is spliced from 11 exons.
AUGUGGGGGAGGGUGUUGCGGCGGCAGGCGCGUGAGCGCCGCGCCGAGCCGCUAGUCGACGAGGAGCCCUGCUUCUCCCACGCCCCCGACAUCCGCGCCGCGGCCUGCACCACCCUUGCCUUCCUGGCCUGCCACCCGCUGGGGGCGCACGGGGACGCAUGCCUCGUGGGGCCCUUCAGGACGCGCCUGCUGCAGGCGGGCGCCUUCGGCGCGCUGCUGCGCACGGCGCUGAGCAGCGGCGCGGGGGAGCGGUGCGAUCCGAUUAUUCAGCAGACGGCAGCGGUCGGCAUCAUGUACCUCUCGACCAUGGCCGGCGCCGUUGACCCCGCUGAGCUGGCGAUGUACGCCGCCCUCAUGACCAGCAACACUAAUGUGGAGAUGGUGGAGUACCUGAUGGCCGGCAUGUGGAUCCUGCUCAAGGUGCCAGCCAACCGCAAAGUCCUAGGGGGAGCCUUCAAGGUGAACCCCGCGUCCAGCAAGCUGGCGAGCUCCAUGAUGGCCAAGCUUCAGGACACCAUCGAGGUCGCUGACGUCACCGAGCACGUCAACCGCCUGGCGGAGAAGAUACGCAGCAAGGACCCCACCGCCGCCGGCGCGCCGCCGCGCGCCAGCGGCACCGGCGCCCGGCCCAGCGGCAACGGCGGCGUUGGGGGCGGCGGCAGCGGCGCGCGCGGCGCCGGCGGCGGCGGCGGGCUGGAGGGCUGCGUGAGCAGCAGCAGCCUGGCGCUGAGCGGGCGCGCGGGGUCGCUGCUGGGGCGGGAGGUGAGCUACGGGGCGCUGGCGGCGGCGGCGGACACGCUUGAUGACAAGCUGGCCGUCGUGGAGCACAAAAGAAGGAGCGUGCUAUUCAGCUCCCUGGUCAGCGUGGAUGGCGACCACCUGGAGGAGGAGGGGGAGGAGGAGGGCGAGGAGGAGCCCAAGCAGCCGCCCCUCUCCCCAGCCGCCGACCGCCGCGCCCCCUCGGCUUCCAAGCCCCCGCUGCCGCCGCUCGCGCUCGCGCUCGGCAGCCCCCAGCGCCCCAGCGGCAACGGCAGCCUCGGGGUCGGCGCCGGUGGUGCGGCGCAGCGUCCCAGCGGCAAUGGCAGCAUCAUGAGCGUCGGCGGCCGGCGGCGCGGCAGCGCGAUCGGGGCGCGCGUGAGCUAUGCCAGCAGCUUGAACGGCGCGAUGACGAGCAGGGGGCUUGCGCGGAUCCGGGAGCUGUCAGGCACGAUGCGGGGCGGGGAGCCGACGUCCCAAACCCUGGAGAGCGUCAGGUCGAUCAACAAGACCGUCGAGCGCAGCAUGAACAACCUGGACAGCCAGCUGGGAUCAAGCCUGGACGACCACUGGGGCCUCGACACCCUCGUGCGCGUGGGAGAGACCUGGCUGCCGCGCAUGCUGCACGCCGGCGCGUCCCCGGCCUCCCCCCACACCCAGAGAGCUAAGGCUGCUGCCGGCGGCAGCGGCGCAACCGCGGUCGUCGCCGCCGCCGCGCGGCAGCACGGGGGUGGUGGGGGCGCUGAGGCUGCCGCGGCGGCGGCGCCGCCGCUGGGGGCGGCGGAUGUACCGCUGUUGAAGUUGUUUGAGUUUCUGACGGCGUCCAUGUGCCUGUAUGUUAUCGAGGAGCGCCCCGGGGGCGACAAGCCGGCGGGCGUGUGGGCGGACGACGCGGCUGCGCCGCCCGCGGGGCGCGAUACAAGGGGCACGUCGGCCGGCGCCGCCCACCGCUGGUGGACCGUGGACGCGGCGCCGCCCGCCCCCGAGCCGCUCGUGUCGCCGCUGAUGCAGGGCACGCUGCACAUCCUGCUGACCAGCCUGCGGCUGCGCAUCCCCCUGGCCUGGAAGAGCGUGCAGCUGUCGGUCGUGAUGCUCUGGAACGCGGCCGUGCAGUCUGACCCCAACCGCCCCCCAACCGACCCCCGCAGCCAGCGUUGA